AUGGUUUGCGGCCUCAUCGCAUUGCUGGGUUCCCUCGCCCGUGGGUGGACAGUUGUCGAUCGGGAGAACUUCGAGCUUUCCGAGUACGACGGCAAAAACUACGACACCGUUAAGGCCCCUCCUGUUAGUGCCACUGAGAGCAUCGUUACUACUGUGUAG
Molecule: messenger RNA, 159 nt
Organism: Perkinsus marinus ATCC 50983
Lineage: Eukaryota; Perkinsozoa; Perkinsida; Perkinsidae
Exons: 1
Coding region: 1-159 (52 amino acids)
Source: RefSeq, a predicted model, not a curated record